Messenger RNA from Solea solea (common sole), 3411 nucleotides. RefSeq names its product mitofusin 2 (gene mfn2). Gene Ontology annotation, molecular function: GTPase activity; GTP binding. The coding region runs from base 347 to 2623 and encodes 758 amino acids. Gene Ontology annotation, cellular component: mitochondrial outer membrane. The transcript is spliced from 18 exons. Gene Ontology annotation, biological process: mitochondrion localization; mitochondrial fusion. The record is from RefSeq and is a predicted model, not a curated record. Lineage: Eukaryota; Metazoa; Chordata; Actinopteri; Pleuronectiformes; Soleidae.
GUGACAGAAAGGAGAAGACAGACAGGAGAAACGGAGGCGGGGACGCUGUGCCGAUAGCUAACUAUAAGCGAAACUACGAGAAAACAACAAAACAAGCGUAUUGUAACACACUUUUUUAAUGUGUUUGUGUAAAAGCGACGCUGCUCCCGAAGAAAUAGAGAGGAAUAGUUUGUCACGAGCCUCCUUGUGUAAAUUCACUGACGCACGUUCUACUCGACUCAUCCGGCGCUCAUUACAUCAGUCAGACAGGCGCUCAUUAGUGGCUAGUUAGCUUAUAUAUAUUUAGAUAGUACCGGGACCAGGAUGAUAGAGGAUUAUAUGUGAAGAACGAGCCCGACCACGUGCCAUGUCUCUGGUUUUCCCACGUCCCAACACUAACGCAGUCCACGGUAAGAAGGAUAAGAGACUGAUGGCGGAAGUGAACGCAUCGCCGCUAAAGCACUUUGUUACUGCAAAGAAGAAGAUCAAUGGGAUCUUUGAACAACUGGGGGCCUACAUCAAGGAGAGUGCGUCCUUUCUAGAAGAUGCGUACAAAAAUGAUGAGCUGGACCCGGUCACCACAGAGGAGCAGGUCCAGGAGGUCCGUGGUUACCUCGCCAAGGUGGCAGGUAUUGGUGAAGUGCUCGCUCGCAGACACAUGAAGGUGGUUUUCUUUGGCAGGACCAGUAAUGGGAAGAGCUCAGUGAUCAAUGCCAUGCUGUGUGAUAAGGUGCUGCCAUCUGGAAUUGGACACACCACCAACUGCUUCCUGAGGGUUGAGGGCACUGAUGGCAAUGAAGCCUUUAUCCUCACUGAAGGCUCUGAGGAGAAGAAGAGCAUAAAGACAGUGAACCAGCUCGCCCACGCUCUCCACCAGGAUGAGGACUUGGAUGCUGGCAGCUUGGUCUGUGUCAUGUGGCCAAAAGCAAAGUGUGCUCUGCUCAGGGAUGAUCUGGUGUUGGUUGACAGCCCAGGUAUUGAUGUUACCACAGAACUGGACAGCUGGAUCGACAAGUUCUGCCUGGACGCUGACGUGUUUGUCCUGGUGGCGAACUCUGAGUCCACACUCAUGCAGACGGAGAAAUCCUUUUUCCACAAAGUCAACGAGCGGCUCUCCAGCCCCAACAUUUUCAUCCUCAACAACCGCUGGGAUGCUUCAGCCUCAGAACCUGAAUACAUGGAGGAGGUUCGCAGGCAGCACAUGGACCGCUGUACAAAUUUCCUGGUGGAUGAGCUGGCUGUGGUGGAUCGUACCCAGGCCACGGACCGCAUCUUCUUUGUCUCUGCCAAGGAAGUGCUCCAGGCCCGGGUGCAGAAGGCUCAAGGAAUGCCUGAAUCAGGUGGAGCUCUUGCAGAGGGAUUUCAAGCUAGAAUGUUUGAGUUCCAGAACUUUGAGAGGCGAUUCGAGGAGUGUAUCUCACAGUCAGCGGUGAAGACCAAGUUUGAGCAGCACACAGUGAGAGCCAAGCAGAUCUCUGAAGCUCUGCGCUACAUCAUGGAUUCUGUUCACAUUGCUGCACAAGAGCAGAGGGUCUAUUGCCUUGAAACCAAAGAAGAUCGUCAGUGCCGAUUAGAGUUCAUAGAUAAGCAGCUGGACCUUUUGACCAUGGACUGUAAGGUCAAGAUCAAGAAAAUCACAGAGGAGGUGGAAAAACAGGUGUCUAAUGCCAUGGCAGAGGAGAUCAGGAAGCUUAAUGUUCUGGUGGAUGAGUUUCAUUUGGAUUUCCACCCGUCGUCAGUCGUGCUCAAAGUCUACAAGAAUGAGCUUCAUCGGCACAUAGAAGACGGUCUGGGCAAGAACAUGUCACAGAGAUGCUCCACCUCAAUCACCGGCGCCCUGCAGGCCACACAGACGGACAUGAUCGAGGGUCUGAAGCCUCUGCUCCCAGGCCCAGUCAGAGAGCAGUUCGACAAACUGGUUCCUCGCCAGUGCUUCUCUCUCAGUUAUGACCUUGCCUGUGACAAGCUGUGCAGUGACUUUCAGGAAGACAUCGGCUUCCACUUCUCUCUGGGCUGGACCAUGCUGGUCAACCGUUUCCUCGGGCCCAAGAAUACACGGAGGGCCCUCAUGGGCUACAAUGAUCAGGUCCCUCGGCCCAUGGCUCUCACUCCAGUCAGCACCAGCAUGCCUCCGUUCCCACAGAACUCCAUGACGCAGGAGGAACUGAUGGUCUCCAUGGUGACAGGACUUGCAUCCCUCACCUCGCGUACUUCCAUGGGCGUCCUUGUUGUUGGUGGCGUGAUCUGGAAGGCAGUGGGCUGGCGGCUCAUUGCUCUGUCAGUGGGCCUCUACGGGCUCCUGUACAUCUACGAGCGGCUCACCUGGACCACCAAGGCCAAAGAGAGAGCUUUUAAGAGACAGUUUGUGGACUACGCCACCGAGAAGCUGCAGCUCAUCGUCAGCUACACUGGAUCCAACUGCAGCCACCAAGUCCAGCAGGAGUUGGCGGGCGUGUUUGCUCAGCUCUGUCAGCAGGUAGACGUCACUCGUCAGAAUCUGGAGGAUGAAAUCACCGACAUAAACAAGAAGAUCGAGCUGCUGGACAGUCUGCAGAGCAAAGCCAAGCUGCUGCGGAACAAGGCGGGCUGGCUGGACAGCGAGCUGAACAUGUUCACCCAGCAGUACCUGCAUCACAGUAAGUAAAGCAGGCUCAGCGUCCACACGGGAGACUGGAGGUCAGAGGAGGAGCUGCUGAAGUCGACACACUGAACAAAAAUUGGAGGAAAAUGUCAACAAUGAUCUCCACAGACGAGAAGGAAUAAACAGUAGAGAGCUGACAGGAGUGGAGUUACUGAAUGUCCGUGAUAUGGAUGCAUGAUUGUGAGUUCAGGAUGAGGUCACUGUUGUCAGCAUCACACCAAAAUAACAAAAUAGAAAAUGGCAACAGGUAAUAAAUAAGACGUAACAUUUAAAAAAACAAGAAAGAAAAGAAACAGCAGACUCUAGAGGUUAAAGUGAGGUCACAGUCUGAACUCUCCCUGCAUCUUUAUUGUUCCUGUUCUGUGACUCCAGCUUCUGUCAGAACCUCUGUUCUUGUAAUUCCACUCAACUGUAACGUGACGUGUGUGCGUCUGAUUUUGUGAUUACACGUGUUGAACACUGAACAAGUGCCAUGCUGAAGUCGGAGGGCGAAGAGAGGAAAGUCGUUCAAUGCACUAAAGUGAAAACAGCUGCUGACGUACGUUGCAAAUUGUAUAUGAUGUAGAAAAAAAAGUCCAGACAUGUUCACUGAAAUGAUUCAGUGAACAUGUGCAGACAGAGGUCUGAAUGUUUAUUUGUCCAGUCACCGUUGAAUCUCAGAGUGAACAGUUCACUCACAGGGAUUUAACCAUAUUUUUAUUUAACCAUAACCAUAAGUUGACGGUACGAUAUUUAUUGCAAUAUUUUUACAGUGUCCAGUAUUUAGAGUUUGAUGCAGACGCAAGUUACGA